AUGGCUGUUUCUGGACCUCGAGAUUACGAUCAUCUGUUUAAAUUAUUAAUUAUUGGGGAUAGUGGUGUUGGUAAAAGUUCUUUACUACUCCGUUUUGCGGAUAAUACAUUUUCUCAAAAUUAUAUAACAACAAUUGGUGUAGACUUUAAAAUACGAACGAUAACAUGUAACGGACAGAAGAUUAAACUUCAGAUAUGGGAUACAGCGGGACAAGAACGAUUUAGGACAAUUACUUCAACAUAUUACAGAGGAACUCAUGGAGUUGUUGUUGUUUAUGAUGUAACUAGUGCAGAAUCUUUUUUGAAUGUUAAAAGAUGGCUUCAUGAGAUUGAUUCAAAUUGUGAUUCUGUUGAAAAAAUACUAGUUGGAAAUAAAGCAGAUGAUCCAGAGAGGAGAGUUGUUCUUAAAUCGGAUGCAGAAAAAUUUGCCAACUCAAUGAACAUACAUUUCUUUGAAACUUCUGCCAAAGAUAAUAUAAAUGUUGAUGAAAUGUUUAGUUGUAUAACGAAACUAGUACUAGAUGCUAAAUUAAGAACAUCGCAUAACAAAUCUGACACCAGUCGAGUUAAACUUGAUAAAAGUAGUAAACCAUUAGAGAAAAAGAAAUGCAAAUGUGGAUAA
Strongyloides ratti is the source of this 621-nucleotide messenger RNA. RefSeq names its product Ras-related protein Rab-35. Lineage: Eukaryota; Metazoa; Nematoda; Chromadorea; Rhabditida; Strongyloididae. The transcript has 2 exons. The record is from RefSeq and is a predicted model, not a curated record. The coding region runs from base 1 to 621 and encodes 206 amino acids. Gene Ontology annotation, biological process: protein secretion; regulation of exocytosis. Gene Ontology annotation, molecular function: GTP binding; GTPase activity.